This is a messenger RNA of Oryzias melastigma (Indian medaka), 6568 nucleotides long. Its product is annotated as plakophilin-4. Gene Ontology annotation, biological process: cell-cell junction assembly; cell-cell adhesion. The record is from RefSeq and is a predicted model, not a curated record. Gene Ontology annotation, molecular function: cadherin binding. Gene Ontology annotation, cellular component: nucleus; adherens junction; cytoplasm. Lineage: Eukaryota; Metazoa; Chordata; Actinopteri; Beloniformes; Adrianichthyidae.
AAAAAAAAAGGAAGAAAGGAAAUAAAACACUUGGAGCUCGAGGACGUUUGCAUUCCGGGCGCGUGCCCAUUGUAGUAGCUGUCAGGGGCGCGCGCGCGGGAAGAGGAGGAUGGACGCGUGAGGAGCCAGCUGUGGCCUGCUUUUCACAGCAACAUCUGGCCGCUUCCAAGAGGGGACCUGAGGUGGAGAUGGAGGAGGGCAGCAGUGAAGGGGACGGGGCAGUGGUGGUCAGAGAGGGGCAGGGCGGUCCUGACCUCCCCCAAGACUCCAGCUCCACCACCACCACCAACCUGCUGGCUUCUGUCAAGGAGCAGGAGCUCCAGUUUGAGCGCUUGACUCGAGAGCUGGAAGAGGAGCGACAGAUGGUGGCAAGUCAGCUGGAGAAGUGCAUGCUGGAAGCCGAGUCACCGGCGGGGGACAGUAGCAGCUCAUCAGAGAAGUCGUUUGCAUGGAGAACUGCAGGAGAACUCCAGGGUGGAGCCAUGGAGAUCCCCGGAUGUCCGGUCCGACACCUGGAGACAGAGGAAGGGAUGUACCUCCCUGAACCGGACCGCGGCUCCCUACAUGACAGUGAGGGCUCCGGAGGUCACUCGGCCCACAUGACCUCGUACUCGGAUAGCGGCUACCAGGACAGCAGCAUCAGCUAUUUUAGCAACCAGAAUGUGGUGCGUUCGGAACCUCGGGCCUCGGUGUCGAGAAGCCCCAGAGCAGAGGGUCAAGCUUCUGGACAGGCAUCCAGCCGGGUGUUGCGGAGGAUGGCCUCUCUCCCUUCCAGGAGCCAGUCUCCCGGCUGCGGCACAGUUUCCCCCUCUCGCAUCUCCAUGCGAACAUCCCAAGGGAGUACAUACGACUCUCCCAUCCUCUCUGAGCCCAAAUCGCUGGCUGCCAUCUUCCCCGGCACCACCAUGCCACCAUCAUGCCUGUCGCCGACCUCGCCAAGCGACGCCAUCCAGGUCUUGGGGAGCGGGGUGGGUGGCGGACGACUGGGCUCCACGCUGUCCUUGAUCGAGGGAAGGGUUUCCGCAGGGUCGCCACUGCGUUCAGGAAUGACCGCUGUUCCCCAACACUACGGCUCCACUUUACCAAGACAGAGUCAGUCGCUGGCUUAUGGCACCGAUCCAUACGGCUUGUACCAGAGAAGUGCACUGCCACGCCCCGACAGCCUCAUAGGACUUCACAGCUCCUACGGCGGACACGAGGAGCAGAUUGACCCGGAGCUGAGGGCCGCCCUCUCCCCAGACUGCCAUGUGACUCCCAUUUUUGAUGAACGCUCCUUCCAAAGCCCCCUCUACCACAGCCCCACCCGUGACCCCUACAGGACAAACGCAGGUAUGGGGACGCUCCCUCGGACCACAAGCCAUUGCGGCACACUGCCGUACCAAAGAAGCUACGGGCUGAACUCUGCAGCCGUGUACGUCGACCCAGUCAGGGUGUGCGGCGAGCCGGUUUACAGCCGCCGACACUCUGCUCUGGUGGACAGAGCUAUCACCCGGACCCCAUCAAUCGAGAGCAUUCACAAGGACCCGAGGGAGUUUGCGUGGCGUGACCCCGAUCUUCCUGAAGUCAUUCACAUGCUGCAGCAUCACUUCCCCUCCGUCCAAGCCAACGCCGCUGCCUACCUGCAGCACCUGUGCUACGGGGACAACAGAGUCAAGGUGGAGGUGUGUCACCUGGGAGGGAUCCAACACCUGGUGGACCUGCUGGAUCACAAGAUGCCCGAGGUUCAGAAGAGCGCCUGCGGCGCCCUGAGGAACCUGGUGUACGGCAAAGCCACCGACAACAACAAGGUGGCGCUGAGGAACUGCGGCGGCGUGCCCGCUCUGCUGCGCCUCCUCAGGAAAACAACGGAUAAUGAAGUUCGUGAGCUCGUCACCGGGGUCCUCUGGAACCUCUCGUCCUGCGACGCCGUGAAGAUGACCAUCAUCCGCGACGCCCUGACGACCCUGACCAACACGGUCGUCAUCCCGCACUCAGGCUGGAGCAGCACCUCCCACCGCGACGAGCACAAGGUCAAGUUCCAGUCCUCCCUCCUGCUGCGCAACACCACCGGCUGUCUGAGGAACCUGAGCUCGGCGGGGGAGGAGGCGAGGAGCCAGCUGCGCUGCUGCGAGGGUCUGGUGGACUCGCUGCUGCACAUCCUCAAAGCCUGCGUCAACACCUCCGACUACGACAGCAAGAUCGUGGAGAACAGCGUCUGCACCCUGAGGAACCUCUCGUAUCGGCUGGAGGUAGAGAUGCCGUCCUCUCGUCUCCUUGGCAACCAGGAGCUGGACACCCUGCUGGGCUUCUCCUCCCCGGGAAAGGAGCUGGACUACCUCUGCUGGGGGAAGAGGAGGCGAGACAGGAAGAGAGGCGGCUGGCCUGAUGGAAAGUGGGACAGCACGGGUCAGGUCCCAGGUUUCUCCCAGCCUCUAAGAGGAGCCGAGCUGCUGUGGCACCCGAUGGUGGUGAAACCCUACCUCAACCUGCUGGCUGAAAGUUCCAACCCGGCGACACUGGAGGGCGCUGCUGGCUCCCUGCAGAACCUCUCUGCUGGAAACUGGAAGUUCUCCGCCUACAUCCGAGCGGCGGUCCGUAAAGAAAAAGGUUUACCCAUUCUGGUGGAGCUGCUGAGGAUGGACAACGACCGGGUCGUCUGCUCCGUCGCCACUGCCCUCCGAAACAUGGCUCUGGACAGCCGCAACAAGGAGCUGAUAGGGAAGUACGCCAUGCGGGAUCUGGUGAACCGGCUCCCCGGCAGCAGUCCCUCUGCGCUUUCAGACGACACCGUGGCGUCGGUCUGCUGCACGCUGCACGAGGUCACCAGUCGCAACAUGGAGAACGCCAAAGCUCUGGCUGACAGCGGAGGCAUCGAGAAGCUGGUGGACAUAAGCAAAGGGCGAGGGAAAGGGUACUCCAUGAAAGUGGUGAAGGCGGCAGCUCAGGUGUUGAACACACUGUGGCAGUACAGAGAGCUGAGGGGCCUCUACAAACAAGACGGGUGGAACUACACCCACUUCGUCACCCCCGUCUCCACGCUGGAACGAGACCGUUACCGCUCCCAGCCGACCCUCCCCACCAGUCCGCUGCAGAUGUCCCCGGUCAUCCAGUCAGGCGGCAGCGCGACGUCUUCACCUGCAAUGCUCGGGAUAAGGAGACACAGCUCCAACUACCAGAGGGCGCAGUCAUCUAUGCAACUUGAUACAUAUUAUGUAGACAGUUUACACAAACGGCAGUACACAGGGUCUGAGAAGAAAACACCAUAUUUCAUUGGAACUUACUCCUCUCAAUCAGGAGAGGACCUGAGAAGAUUGCAGCAUCCAGAGCCAUUCUACGACGAACCCGACAGGAAGAACUACAACAGCUACAGAAUGUACCCGUCGUCCCCUCAAGGCUACAGCGAGGAGCACUACGAGGAAGAGCCGGUCCACCUGACCCCGUCCUCGCCCGAUGGCUACGCCACUCAGUCGCUGCGAUUCCGAGCCAACACCAACUAUGUGGACUUCUAUUCCACCACGCGGAGGCCUUCCAACAGGGCGAACAAAUUUACUGGCUCUCCUGACUCCUGGGUGUGAGAGAGGAUGAGGGUUUUAGACCUUCCAGUCUGGGGGAAGAUUAUGGACUUGUAUGAAAUAGGAUGGAAUGAUUGCCCUGUGCAGCUUUUGACUAAGUUAUAGAGUGGAGACAUAGUAAUGUGGGUGAUUCUUACAUCAUUAGGUCCAAAUUCCUCCCAGAACAACAGACAUUUGCCACACAAGGAUAUGGAACACUGGCUGUUUAAAGGCCGUGUCUACGUACAAUUUGCGCAUAUUGCACAGAUGAAAAGAACAUGAAUAUAUGUGGAAAAAGGGAGAAAAGUUGUGCAUGAAAUUUUGACAGAUGUAUCAUGAACAAACCACGUUAAAACCACGGAAGAAGUACCAAUAGACCGUGUAAAGAACUCUAGUCUGCAACAGUUCUAAGUCAGUCCGCCAGGGGGGACCCGCUACCUGACUCUGCCACACGACCCACUGUGGAGGGUGAGCGAGUGACUCCCCCAUUUGGUCUAGACCAGGGGUUCCCAAACCCGGCCUUCUGCUGGUUUUCCAAAAGGCCUGCUGCUAUUUCUGUCUCUUAUCGCGCCGGCUGCAGACAAAGAAACAACAUCAGCAGUAAAGAACAGUCUUUCAUAAGUAGAUAAGGUGAAUCAGUGGUAUCAGAUCAAAAUUAGCAAAUGUGUAAUAAUCUAUGUACAAAACUGCCUUAUCUGCUGCUGAUUACUUGGAUCAGGUGUGUUUGGUCAAUAAGGAGCUUCAAUGGGAGGUUGGUUAGAAAACAUGUAGGAUGCCAGCUCUCAAGGCCUGGAUUUGGGCACCCCUGGUCUAGACUAUUGAAGGGUUGAAAGAUCGAGAGGGAAAGAUGGCGCCCACACAUUGGAUUUGUAUAUCCAUACUAGAAGAGUCUAGUAUGAGUCGUUUGAGGACUUCCAGCUAAUGGUCCUCUGGUGCCAUCUAGGUGCCAUGUUGUUUUCUGCGGUUAGGUCCACUUAGAAAGAUUGGCCAAUUCAUAAAUCCUUCACACCAUACACAGAUGAAAGAAUCGUGAGUGACUUUGGUGCAGUCGUAGGGCGAUUGACUCCUGAACUGAAGAUUGCAGGUUCGACUCCCGCCUUGCCCAUCCAUGUGUCAAAGUGUCCUUGGGCAAGACACUGAACCCCAAAUUUCCUCUAGUGGAAGGUUGGUGCCAGUGUUGGGCAGUGGAGUCGCCACCAGUGGGUGAAUGGGUCUAUGACCGUAAAGCAUUUUGGGCCUUCAAGGAAGGUAGAAAAGUAUUAUACAAGUAUACUCCAUUUAUUGCACUGUUAAUAUGCAGUUCAUGCAUCAAUUAUUUAAUUAUACCGCGAUAUGUGGACCAUAUACACGUUGUUGAAGUUAUACAUCAGUGACAUACAUACAUGGAAAGAUAGUGGAAAGCCAUAAAUUUGAGUAUGCAUAUUGCAAAAGUCACACACAAUUGAUUAAGAUUUCCGUAAUGAUCCCAUAUAAACUAAGUAAUUACGCUUCAUUUUUAACCAAAUUUUUUUCAACAGUUGAAAACUGAAUUUACACAAAGACCCAUCGGUGGAGAAUCUCGAAGGUCGUCUGCACACAAUGACGAACACAAGAAACACAAAUGAAUUACAUCUAUCACAUGUAUCCUGAGAGACCGAAAUGACAUACCUGGACAAUGCGCACAUCGUACGUAGCGGCAGCGUGACACGGCCUUUAGAGAACUGGACUGAGUGGCCCCUCCCCCCUUGCAUUCCAAAUAGGAAGUGGUUCAAGAAGCCAAAAUCCUAUUGACGUCUAUAGAGAAAUAAGCAGUUAUUACUCAGUCAUUCUGUUAACCAUUCUAGCUCUGACACCUUCUUGCUAACAUGUUCUUGGCCAGGGGCGGAGCUAGAACAUUUUAUAUGGGCGAAAGACUUUGAAAUAAUUUAUCAUUAUUGUUGAUCAAUCCUAAAACAGCAGUUAUUUUAACUGAGGUACUAUUAUUAAUGCUUCAUAACGUGAAUCGAUCUUUUUUUUUAUGUUAAUAACAAAAAAAUUAUUGACUCAAAAGUUGGAGGGGGGCAGCUGCCCCUCCCCCCAAUAGCUCCGCCUCUGGUUUUUGCUAAUCCUAUUUUUUAAAUGUAUUUUUGGUGUUGCGCACGUUAUUCAAGUUAUAAACUGGCCAAUCAGAGGCCUCAAUUCUGACAGAUUCUUCCAAGACUGCUUUCAUUUAAAGGGGUGUGGCCUUCGAACAAGCUCACUCCGGAUUGGACAGAGUAGUAGCCAUAGAAAUGUAAACUCAAACCGAGAUUAACCAAUCAAUGCUUACCGACGACAUCUGGUUCCAAUUGGAGGACUAAAUCGACUUCAUUUGGUUGGAACCAAAAGUUAGUCGGUUUCUAUGGGUGACGUCACACUUGCUCAGUCCAGUUCUCAUAUACAGUCAAUGGCUAUGACAUAAAAUCCUAAAAUGAAAUAUACGUUUUAAAGCAAAUUACAGAGGUGUGGGAAGUAAUUUUCUUACUUCACCCCUUGGGACAAAAACCAUGAAGAACUUAGUCAAAAGUUGCUUUUUGGAAGAUUAAAAAAAAAAAAAAAAGAAUUGUUAAUGUUAUAAAUGGAUAACUUAUUCAAAUGUUUGAGCCUCAGAAAGUAUUUAAAAAAAUAAAUAAAUGAAGUUGCUUUAAAAAAAAGAAAUAAAUAUAGGACACGUUGACCAGGUAUAGAGGGGGGCAUCCUCAGUCUGGAGAACCUUUAAAGACUUCCAACUGUAGCUCCUCGCUCUCUGUUACCAAAAGUGCAGUAUAUCAUGAAGUAUGUGAAAUAUGUGAACAAAAGCAAGUGAGACUAUUUUAAACAACGGUUUAACUGUCCUGUUCUGUUGUUGUAUGCGAUACGUAGAACUUUAUAUGUGAUUGUGUAAAGAUUUUCUAUCAUUUCUUGAUUUUAUUUUUUAUGAUUUUACUUGUGACCUGACCAAAAUACGCCAUCUGUCUGUUCUGUCCAAAACUGUUGACAACGUGCAAUGUUACAGAAAGAAAAUACACAUAAAGAGAUUAAAGAUCAUCACGAUGAGACCA